Molecule: messenger RNA, 1896 nt
Organism: Physeter macrocephalus (sperm whale)
Lineage: Eukaryota; Metazoa; Chordata; Mammalia; Artiodactyla; Physeteridae
Gene: ACOT11
Product: acyl-CoA thioesterase 11
Exons: 16
Coding region: 107-1885 (592 amino acids)
Biological process (GO): acyl-CoA metabolic process
Cellular component (GO): cytosol; extracellular exosome
Molecular function (GO): lipid binding; fatty acyl-CoA hydrolase activity
Source: RefSeq, a predicted model, not a curated record
CGAGGAGAGGCGGACCAGCUUCAUUUGGAGCUGGAGACGGGCUGUCGCUCAGGUGACCAGUGUCUCUCCGAGGAGGGUGCGAACAGCUAGCGGGGUGUCGGCAGCAAUGAUCCAGAAUGUCGGAAAUCACCUGCGAAGGGGCCUGGCCUCCGUGUUCUCCAGCCGUGCAUCCCGGAAGUCGGCCUCACGCACUGAGAACAACAUGGCAGAGGACGAGGGCUACCGGAACCCCACGGAGGUGCAGAUGAGCCAGCUGGUGCUGCCCUGCCACACCAACCAGCGCGGCGAGCUGAGCGUCGGGCAGCUGCUCAAGUGGAUUGACACCACCGCCUGCCUGUCCGCGGAAAGGCAUGCUGGCUGCCCCUGCGUCACAGCCUCCAUGGACGAUAUCUAUUUUGAGCACACCAUUAGUGUUGGACAAGUGGUGAAUAUCAAGGCCAAGGUGAACCGGGCCUUCAACUCCAGUAUGGAGGUAGGCAUCCAGGUGGCCUCUGAGGACCUGUGCUCUGACAAGCAGUGGAGCGUGUGCAAGGCCUUGGCCACCUUUGUGGCCCACCGGGAGCUCUCCAAGGUGAAGCUGAAGCAGAUCACGCUGCGGACCGAGGAGGAGAAGACAGAGCACAGCGUGGCAGCCGAGCGCCGGCGCAUGCGGCUGGUCUACACAGACACCAUCAAGGACCUCCUGGCCAACUGCGUCAUUCAGGAUGAUCUGGAGAGCAGAGACUGUAGCCGCAUGGUGCCAGCCGAGAAGACUCGAGUGGAGAGUGUGGAGCUGGUCCUGCCCCCACACGCCAAUCACCAGGGCAAUACUUUCGGGGGCCAGAUCAUGGCCUGGAUGGAGAACGUGGCCACCAUUGCAGCCAGCCGGCUGUGCCGUGCCCACCCUACGCUGAAGGCCAUUGAGAUGUUCCACUUCCGGGGCCCAUCCCAGGUUGGGGACCGCCUGGUGCUGAAGGCCAUCGUGAACAACGCUUUCAAGCACAGCAUGGAGGUGGGCGUGUGUGUGGAGGCCUACCGCCAGGAGGCCGAGACCCAGCGGCGGCACAUCAACAGCGCCUUCAUGACCUUUGUGGUCCUGGAUGCAGAUAACCAGCCUCAGAUGCUACCCUGGAUUCGGCCCCAGCCUGGGGAUGGCGAGCGGCGGUACCGAGAGGCCAGUGCCAGGAAGAAGAUCCGCCUGGACAGGAAAUACAUCGUGUCCUGUAAGCAGGCGGAGAUGCCCCUCUCUGUCCCCUGGGACCCUAGCAACCAGGUAUACCUGAGCUACAACAACGUCUCCUCCCUGAAGAUGCUCGUGGCCAGGGACAACUGGGUGCUGUCCUCAGAGAUCAGCCAGGUCCGCCUGUACACCCUAGAGGAGGACAAGUUCCUCUCCUUCCACAUGGAGAUGCUGGUGCACGUGGACACCACCCAGGCCUUCCUGCUGCUCUCAGACCUCCGUCGGAGGCCCGAAUGGGACAAGCACUACCGGAGCGUGGAGCUAGUGCAGCAGGUGGACGAGGAUGAUGCCAUCUACCACAUCGUCAGCCCUGCCCUCGGUGGUGACCCCAAGCCCCAGGAUUUUGUGAUCCUGGCCUCUCGGCGGAAGCCUUGUGACAACAGGGACCCCUAUGUCAUUGCGAUGAGGUCAGUUACGCUGCCCACGCACCUCGAGACCUCGGAGUACAGGCGUGGGGAGACCAUCUGCUCAGGCUUCUGCUUCUGGCACGAGGGGGACCAGUUGACCAAGGUGUCCUACUAUAACCAGGCCACCCCAGGCUUUCUCAAUUACGUGACCACCAAUGUGACUGGCCUCUCCUCUGAGUUCUACACCACCUUCAAGGCUUGUGAGCAGUUCCUCUUGGACAACCGGAACGAUCUGGCCCCCAGCCUCCAGACCCUCUAGGCAUCUUCAGU